AUGCGGGAUGAAGAAGACACCAAGGUAAGAAAGAGUAUUGCUCUGAAAGUAUCACAAGACGAAGAUGAAACAAUCUCACAGGAUGGAAAUGAUUUAGAAGGUGAUGACAGUGAUAUUGCACUCAUCACACGAGAAACUGAUUUAAAGGAUGCUGAUACUCAAGACAGUCCAGCUGGAGAAGUGAAUGACAGAGACACCACCACUCCUAAUGAUCUUCCAAGAACUUGGAAAUUUGUCCAGAACCAUCCCAGGGAGCUUAUAAUUGGUGAUCCAUCUGAAAAGAUGGAAGAGCAGAACUCUGAAGGAAACAUAGUUGGUGGAAAUGAGGAACCAGAGCGAGCUACCCAGGGUGAUGAAACUAAUAAAGGAAACAUUGCUGAGAAUCAGCAAACACCUGAACCCUCCACCAGGAAGUCUCCAAGGACAAUGACUGAGGCUCAAAAUGUUGUGGCAUCUGCCACACAAAUCUCGAAAGGGAAACGUUCUGGGAAGGAUCAAAAAGAGCCAAGACCUGACCCCACAGGGCCAACUACUGGUACUGAGGCCACACCACCUUCCAACUCUCAGCCCAAGGAUAAAGGCAAGGCUCCAGCAACUGAGGAGGCAUAUGAAGAAGACGAUGAAGAAACUGAGGAAAAAGUGGACCCUGAACAGUUUCGUCUGGCCAGGAGGAGGCCUGGAUCAUCUAAAAUCACUAUCUAG
This is a messenger RNA of Coffea arabica (coffee), 702 nucleotides long. NCBI's taxonomy places the organism in Eukaryota, Viridiplantae, Streptophyta, Magnoliopsida, Gentianales, Rubiaceae. The record is from RefSeq and is a predicted model, not a curated record.